Messenger RNA from Protobothrops mucrosquamatus (brown spotted pit viper), 453 nucleotides. RefSeq names its product transthyretin (gene TTR). The transcript has 4 exons. The record is from RefSeq and is a predicted model, not a curated record. NCBI's taxonomy places the organism in Eukaryota, Metazoa, Chordata, Lepidosauria, Squamata, Viperidae. The coding region runs from base 1 to 453 and encodes 150 amino acids. Gene Ontology annotation, biological process: purine nucleobase metabolic process. Gene Ontology annotation, molecular function: thyroid hormone binding.
AUGGCUCCCUCUUCUCUGCUUUUCUUUUGCUUGGCUACAAUGGUGUAUCUCAUUGAAGCUGCCCCAGUGGAAUCCCAUAGUUCUGCUGAUUCAAAGUGUCCUCUGAUGGUGAAAGUCCUUGAUGCAGUCCGGGGAAUCCCAGCUACCAGCCUCCCAGUAAAAGUAUUCAAAAAGGGUGAAGAUGGAAUCUGGAAGGAGCUUUCCACUGGGAAAACAAAUGAAUUUGGAGAAAUCCAUGAGCUUACAACUGAUGAGUUGUUUACAGAAGGCUUGUACAAGGUGGAAUUUGACACUAGCUUGUACUGGAGAGCGCUUGGCAUUUCCUCAUUUCAUGAAUAUGCUGAUGUGGUUUUUACUGCUAAUGAUUCCGGUCAUCGUCAUUACACUAUCGCUGCUCUUCUUAGUCCUUUCUCUUAUUCAACCACAGCUGUUGUCAGUGACCCAAAGGAAUAA